Daldinia caldariorum is the source of this 561-nucleotide messenger RNA. RefSeq lists its product as uncharacterized. The transcript has a single exon. The record is from RefSeq and is a predicted model, not a curated record. Lineage: Eukaryota; Fungi; Ascomycota; Sordariomycetes; Xylariales; Hypoxylaceae. The coding region runs from base 244 to 561 and encodes 105 amino acids.
CGGGAUUACCUGCUACCAUACCGCUCCGAAACAAUACAUAAACCAGUCCUGCCCCCUCGAUCUUAAGCUUUGAGAGGACAGACAUCUGCUACCCAUCUCUCUAUCUAUCAUAUACAAACCAACCAACCAACCGAUCCAUCUCCAUUCCAAAACAGCCAUAAAUCAAAACCUUCAAUCCGGUGCCUACCUACCUACCUACCCACCCAGAGGCUAGACCUAGGUACCUAAACCACCACCAUCAAAAUGAAGCGAAAGAACCUCGCCCUGCCCACCCUACAAGUCGCCGCAGCGGCUUUUUUCGCAGCCGGCGUCGUCGGCGUCGCCGAAGCCAAGACGUACUGCGUCGACGAAGCGAACAAGGUCGUCGCGAAAGUCGAGUGUGACAGCGACGGCGCGCACGCCGCCGGCCAAUUCUUCCUGCACCAGGGCCCUCCCGGCCUGGCUGUCGGGCAAGCCAUCCCUCCCCCGGCCGAGCCGAGCCACGUGUCCGGAGGCUUCGGUCGUCGCUCCGACGACGAUUGCGAUCCCCAUAAGGAUCCUGACUGCGGCAACGGCGGUUAA